Molecule: messenger RNA, 558 nt
Organism: Aspergillus heteromorphus CBS 117.55
Lineage: Eukaryota; Fungi; Ascomycota; Eurotiomycetes; Eurotiales; Aspergillaceae
Exons: 3
Coding region: 1-558 (185 amino acids)
Source: RefSeq, a predicted model, not a curated record
AUGAGCUCUUCAAAGACCACACGCAUCACCCCGGAAGAGCAGUUUCAAUUUCUGCUGAGCUGCAUCCGCUACGCCAACAAUGGCAAGAUCGAUUUCGCCACCGUCGCCCAGGAAUGCAACAUUGUCUCCAAAGCUGCAGCAGCUAAACGCUACGAGCGUCUCAUGAAAGCCCACAACAUCAACCCUUCCGGUGGUCCUCUGAGCAGCAACAAGGGCAAUGGAACCGCUGAUGGCGAAGGCGGCGAUGGCGGAGGGCCCUCGGGCACGAAGAAUCGGAAGCGCAAGUCCCCCGCAAAGGCCAACGCAGGCGCCGAUAGUGACGAUGGCUCUCCGGAGAAGAAAAAGGCCAAGGGAAUGAGGAAGAUGGUCCUCGAUAGAGCGGAGACGUUGGUGGAGAAAGCCGAGUCCAUGGCGUUGAUCAAGAAUGAGGUGCAGUCGGGUGACGAGGAGGAGGCCGAGGAACAUGCAGCAGGGGUUGAUGGGGCCAGCUCUUUUGAUCAGAUGUGCGAUGAAAUGGAAGAAGAGAAGCUGGCUAUGAAAGAAGAGGAUGAGAACUGA